Ictidomys tridecemlineatus (thirteen-lined ground squirrel) is the source of this 2965-nucleotide messenger RNA. RefSeq names its product prodynorphin (gene Pdyn). Lineage: Eukaryota; Metazoa; Chordata; Mammalia; Rodentia; Sciuridae. Gene Ontology annotation, cellular component: plasma membrane; axon terminus; dendrite. Gene Ontology annotation, molecular function: opioid receptor binding. Gene Ontology annotation, biological process: sensory perception; chemical synaptic transmission; neuropeptide signaling pathway. The record is from RefSeq and is a predicted model, not a curated record.
CUGUACCCGCCUGGCUGUGGGUCUCUGCUUGGCUCUCUCCCUCUUUCCCGGUCUGUCUUUUCUCUAACUCUUUCUGUCUCUGUCUUCCCCUACCUCUGUCUCUAUUUUUUUUUUUUCCUGUGACACUCUCCUGGAAACGCUUCCAACGCUGAAGUGGCCGGAUUUCAAGUGACAAACAGCACUACACCCAGAAUCCACCCCCACCCCCCAACCCGGCUGCUUCCUCCUCCACAUCUCGGAAAGAGAAGCUAUUGUGUCGGCCGGGAGUUGAGUGGAAGGGCCUGGGGGCCUGAGCUCUUGACUGCUCUGAGCCACUUCCCCAUUGGCUCCCAGCAGCCUGUGCUCAGCGAGGACUGAGCGACAGGGGGAGGCUCUAGUCCAUAAAAGGGGGGGACGAGGCACCAGACUGCCAUUGGAAGGGGCUCACAGCUGCCUCCUUGGCACCUCUGAGGUAGAGUCCGGACAGCCCCUGAAUCUGGGACCAGCCACCUGCCACCACCACACCACCUGCUGCCCCAGAAGCCGCCCAGGAACAAAGCAGCACACAGGACUUGUUGCUUUCAUGUAAAUUACAGCCGGAGGCAGCUGAGUUAGGCAGGGGCGGUAGCUCCAAAAUCAAAGCCACUUGCUCUCUGGUGAAGAUACCCACAUUCAAAGGAAGUCCUAUAGAAUCUGGAAGUUGGACUCUGGCAAAGAGCGGUCAUUCACCUCCCGGCUUUGAGAUCUGCGUGGGGAGCUCCUGCAGCAGCCCCAGCCGGCAGGAAGAGACACAAGAGAAUGGGGUGGCCAGAGUUGGUGAUGGCCGCGUGCCUCCUCGCUCUCCCCUCUGCCGCGGCAGACUGCCUGUCCCACUGCGCCUGGUGUGCCGUGAAGACCCAGGAUGGACCCAAACCCGUCAACCCCCUGGUUUGCUCUCUGGAAUGCCAGGACGCCCUGCUGCCCUCGGAGGAGUGGGGGAGAUGUCAGGGCUUCCUGUCUUCUCUCAACCCGUCCACCCUUGGGCUUGCGGGCCAGGAGGAUCUGGAGGGCCAGGCAGCCUUGGAAGAGGCCUACAGCGAGCUGGCCAAGCUCCUGGGGCCCUUCCUGAAGGAGGCGGAGAGAAGCCAACUUCUCCCUGGCACCCUGACCAAGGAGACGCUCAGGGGUUUCCCUGGUGGGUUUGGGGACGGAGCGGAAUCCGAGCUGCCCGGGGGAGCCCAGCCCAACAACGGCGCCCUGGAGGCUGCUGCGCUGGACAUGGAUGAGGAGGAAGCCAAGGUCAAGCGCUAUGGGGGCUUUCUACGCAAAUACCCCAAGAGGAGCUCCGAGGUGGCCGGGGAGGGGGACGGCGACGGGGGAAGGGCGGGCCACGAGGACUUGUACAAACGCUACGGGGGCUUCUUGCGGCGCAUCCGUCCCAAGCUCAAGUGGGAUAACCAGAAGCGUUAUGGCGGUUUCCUCCGGCGCCAGUUCAAGGUGGUGACUCGGUCCCAGGAAGACCCCUAUGCCUACUCGGCCGAGCUCUCCGAUGCGUAAGCCCCUCCCUGUGCAGUCGAGUCGGAGCUUCCCCGCCACCUUCCCGCCCUGAGCGCAAGCGCUCCUCCUCCCCGCGCACCCGCCCUCGUGCUCAGCUCAGCACUGGCUACAAAGUCUCCAAGCGCAGCCUUCCUCCCUUCGGCCGGGGACUGUGGGAGUUGCUUGGGGUCAGUGACGAGAAAAAAAUGGAGAUCCCCCUUCCAACAGUGCUUGGCUCAGACCCCUCGACCUUUACAACCACCAGCAGCUUUUGAUAUUCCUCCACCCCAAUCUUAUGACCCCCACCCCCAACUCCAGGAAUCCAGAGGGACUUGUUCUUUGGAUCUAUGAUCUCCAGACUUUCCUGAUUACAUGCCCCUCUCGGAAAACAACAACAAGAAAAAUCCAAAAGCAUGCCCCCCAGGCAGGCAGUAUACAUAUGUACCAUAAAAUAAGCAAAGGGAAAAAAAAUAAAUAGAAAUCCUAGCCUUGUAUGCUCAAACCUCAAAUAAUCUCCUUGCGCACCUCACCUUGGAGACUGAGCAUUAGGUGAAAAGAUUAAACGUUUUGCCUUUCAUUGGAUCAGGAAUUCUGCCACGGGGGAGUCCAGUCUUUUAGAGGGUUCAAUGUCUGAUUUGCAUCUUCUGAGCCCUUGUGAUUUGGAAAGGCAUCUCUCUGGGAGCUGAGCUCCCGGAAGUCCCAUUCAUGUGGUACCUUGGCUAGAUCUGUUCUCCUUCUGAAUUCUUAAAUGAUCAAGGAGGGAGCAGAGCAAACCAAUUUGUUCUGUGCAACAAAUUCAGAAUGUGGACCGGUUCCCUCAGCUCUCAUUAAGCUAAUUAAACCGGUUGGUAUCCCACCCCUUCCCCCAUGAUGAACUGAAGCAGAGUCAAGUGGAUGAGGUUAAGCACAGCCAUGUUCUUGAGCAGAUGAAUUGGCUGCCAGGAGUCCAAGCCAUCUGGCCCAGCGUAUGCAUCGGGCAUUGGAUGAGGGAGUCCAGAGUUAGAGCCUGGAAAGAGAAAGCCCUUCUCCACUCCCUGGGUGAUUCCUUCCUCUGUGUCUCCAAAUAAAACCAGAAAGAGGAAAGACAUGAUGGGGUGUUUGAGGCCAAAUGAGUUCCCUUGAUUCAAAUAACCCAGAAUCAGAGGCAGAGACUUCCUGGUGCUUGGGUUUCAGUCCCCCCACUCUCUCUCCCUGACACUAGGUUUGGGUUGUGGGUCCAGGAGAUGCUGCUGGACAGGAGAGAAAACAGAUUCAAGCUUGGGUCAUUUGUACAAGAUGCUUCUGAGCAGACCUCUUCAUGCACAGCCUCUGGGGCUCUCACGGUGUUUGGAAUGUACAGAUUGUUUUUUUGGGUUACUUUGUGUGCUUUUUAAAAGUCCCAUUUAUGCAAUUUACUUGGAAUUUGCUUUGCCUUUAAUAGGCCUGUGUAAUUUCCUUCUCCUCCAGUACAAUAAAUAAUAGAUGCUAAUGA